AUGAGUGAAAGAACUGAGGAGAUCAUAUCAAGAGGGAGGGAUUUCCUACGCUUUCUUGAGACACAAGGCCAACAACUAAACUACUUGACAGAGACAGAUUUACAGAGAAUCUAUGAUAGCGAUUAUUUAAAAUAUCGUAGUCAAAUUUACCCGACUGAAUCUACCAUUCAUUUUAAUGCAGUGUUUCAGACACUCUUGAUUCAUCAAAGCCACUUCGAAAAUGAUAGUGUCUCAACACAAAGCAUGAUAUCAAGUAGUGACCCACAACAGUAUUUGUAUGACAACUCAGAGGCUUCAGGUUUUCAUCCCAUGCAGCAAACAUUUUUAAACUUUUCAAGCCCAGGGCCAUCAGGAGCAGCUUUUCAAUCUGAAAAACAUGACAUUUCAAGUGAAAGAGGUGCAAAACCAAAAAGGAAAAGGCAUCAAGUAAAGCUAUUAGCAGUAGACCAACAUAUCGUCUUUCAUAAAGCAUCCUCAGGACCUCUCAAUUCAGUCAACACUGAUUUCAGUGAAAAUUUGGCAGCAUCUCAUCAUCCUAUUGUGGCUAAUCUUCCUGAAUAUGUGCUUAUGAAAAGUCAGUUAUAUGAAUGUUCUCCAUGUGGGGCAAAAUGUACAUCAGUAGGCGAGCUUUAUCGUCAUCUGGAGGGUCGACGUCACAGACUCAGUGUUAUUACAAUGAAAUUGAAAUCAGAGAGGGAGAAUCUGAUACAGGACAAACAUAACAUAAAGAUAACUGCAGACUGUGAGGGUAAAAAUGGCACCUACUUCAUCGACCUGAGAGAAGGUGUGGAAACCAACAUCAUCAUAACCAUCAAAAAUGUCUCGUCCUCCGACAUGGUUGAGCUUGUUCAUUGUGAAAUGCUCAAGAGAAUCCGAGUAUUUACUUUGUUUGAUGAGAAAGGUGUCACAGAGCAGCAAAACAAAGUCACAAUAUUACCAGACUCAACGUACAAGGUCAAGGUAACGGCCAUGGCUAAAAAUGUUGGGAACUACCAUACGCCACUGGGGUUCCAUUUUAUGCUUGAUGGAAAUGAAUUCCACAUUGUCAAGUUCCUCCAUGCCAGAUGCAAAAAUUCCAUUACAGAUCAGGUGAAAUCCUCAAAACCAUACAAACAUCCACCUCGACAGUCGAAGCGGAGAGAGGCUUUGGAGAUUGUGGAAGGCUACCCAUUGCCAAAAUGGACUGGAGACAACCUACCAAAGAAAUUAUCUCUAGACAGAUAUCGCAUUCCAGGCCCUCUCAGGAAAAUCAUCAAUCAUGGCCUUCAGCUCAAUCUGGAGAAAUACAACGAAGCUGACAGGAAUGAACUCUCUACGCUCAAGAACAUCCUUGAAAUGCCACUCGACUUUGAAAGCUACGAUAAAAGAUUUUCGGCCUUGAAUCACUUUGAGGAGACACAGAUGGAGGUAGAUAUCCGUAAAUAUGAUUUGGAUGCUGUUACGAUGAAAGAAUGUCACAAAGAUCGCAGAUUGCUCAUGCUUGAGGUUCCUGGUCUGUCAGAGAAUCGUCCGUCCGUGCUGAGAGGUGAUUGGCUGUAUGUGAGAAUUUGUACAGAAGGAAGCACUGCUGACAGGGAGUAUCAGGGAUAUGUCCAUGAGGUCAGGCUGAAUGAACUCGCCCUCGGAUUUAACAAACGAUUGAUGGAUCAGUAUGUCAGAGGCAUGAAGUUCAAUGUUCGAUUUGUUUUUAAUCGGCUACCUCUGCGACUCCAACACAGGGCAAGUUUGUUAGCAAAGGAAGAAGGACUUAAGGACUUUCUGUUUCCAACACCAGACACCAUAUGUAACCGAAAAAUGAACAUCUUACCUGAACGUCUCAUACUAUUCAACAAAGAUUUGGAAAGUAAUCCGGAACAGAGACGAGCCAUAGAAAACAUUGUUGCUGGGAUAUCGCGUCCAGCUCCGUACCUGGUGUUUGGGCCGCCAGGCACUGGUAAAACUGUCACCAUUGUGGAAGCCAUGAUGCAGAUUUGGAAGAACUUUAAGAAGUGUCGUAUUUUAGCGUGUGCUCCGUCCAACAGUGCUGCCGAUCUCAUAGCUACUCGCCUUCUCAAGAAUAUUCCAAAAAAUGACAUAAUUAGACUCAAUGCAUUCUCAAGGUCAUGGGAACAUAUUCCUAGUGAAGUCAAGCGUACAUAUCUGAUUGAGAGUUUCUUCUUCUGA
Messenger RNA from Ylistrum balloti, 2163 nucleotides. Its product is annotated as putative helicase MOV-10. Gene Ontology annotation, molecular function: helicase activity. Lineage: Eukaryota; Metazoa; Mollusca; Bivalvia; Pectinida; Pectinidae. Bases 1 to 2163 code for a protein of 720 amino acids. The record is from RefSeq and is a predicted model, not a curated record. The transcript is spliced from 10 exons.